AUAAGAUACGAUGCAGCCUGGUUGUUGGCUGCCAGCCAGCCAACCAGCAGGAGCAGCAGUAGCAGUAGCAAUAGAAGCAUCAAAAGCAGCCGGAGCAGGAGCAGCAGCAACAGCAGCAGACGUUGCAUCCUCCGUUUAUGUGAAGUCAACAGCAUCUGUGGCCACAUUGGCCUCCAUCUCAUCGAUUGCUUCCACCUCGGCAUCGGCAAUGGCAGCGCUUGCACAGGCACGUCCCUAUUCGGCCACCACCUCAGCACCGCCCACACCACAGUCACAUGCGAUCCACCAUGCCAUGUCUAGUGUGCGUACAGCGCCCGCAACGCCAACACGGACAUCGAAGCGCACCGACGAUGUGGAUGGUGUGCAAGAUAUUGGAUUAACCGUUGCCAUCAGUGAGCUGUUGCCACCGGCACCACCACCACCACCAGCAGCCACGAUGUCAGCGCCCUAUAGCAAACCCAAAUCUCAGCGCUUCUUUUGGCGCAAGGCGCUGCGACGCGUCUUCCAGCGCCGCAAGUGACGUCAGCUGCGGCGUCGACGU
Molecule: messenger RNA, 541 nt
Organism: Drosophila navojoa
Lineage: Eukaryota; Metazoa; Arthropoda; Insecta; Diptera; Drosophilidae
Product: serine/threonine-protein kinase STE20-like
Source: RefSeq, a predicted model, not a curated record